CGUCGGGUGGUAGAGACGUUCAAGCUGCCAAGCUCUGCAAAAUGCGGUUCCACUUACAACUAUCUAUUAUUUUACUCGGAUUUCUUUUCGUUCUACAAGGGUUCUGUCACACUUUGCCGGAAAAAAAGAUACGAACCACACGUGAUACAAUUAAUAUACCCACUCACUUGUUUAAGCCUGUGGAAGAAAAUCCUGAAAUAAUUAAAGAUAAUUCCUACAGACAGGGCAAUGGAACCAAUGCCGAGAAUGAUAACAACGCAAGUCUUUUAGCGAGAUCUAGCGGAGUUUCAGGAGAAGACCCAAGGCUUUUAGAGAGAUCUAGCGGAGGUGUGGAGACAGUUUCAGGAGAAGAGGAAGAUGAAGGAGAAUUAAUCCCCAAUUUACCCCAGCAAUACUUCCCCCCAAAUUUGCGAUCGAACAGCAGAUUUCCAAAUCAAGACUUUCGCUCAAGACCCAGCAUUGAUGUUGAUCCUAGAGUUCAAUUUUCUUCGCGUCCCGUUUUCGGUGAUAAUUCCUGGCCUCCGAACACUGAGUUACCCAGACCCAGAAUACCUAAUAACCAGUUUCGCCCUCCAAUCCGAAGUUCCUUAACUCCCUUUAUUGCUGGGGGCCAAAAUGAAGAUCCUUCCGCUACAGCGCGCGAUGGCUUCAUCCGGGCUUUCAACAAUGCGCAAGGAAGAACUUUUUACCAACCAAACAAUCCCAUGAGAGGUCCUUCUUUCCUGAAUGGCUCUGGAGAAAGCCCUUUUCCCUCGCCGAUGGGUCCUUCGAGCUCCUCGAAUAACUUUUUCCGCUCGGAGUCUUAUAGUUACACCUCAGAUGGCCACGGACCACCGCAAGUCGAGACAAGUGUAUAUGAUUCAAGGAAUGGCAAUGGCUUUGGAUCGUCAGUGAGACGUAACUUUUAGACUUUGCAUAUAAUUUCAACGCAUCUGCUAGAAUCAUCGGUACCUAGUAUGCACAUGUAUAUUUAUUACUUUAUAAUAAAAUCCAUUGCUAUUCGAAA
Drosophila bipectinata is the source of this 1006-nucleotide messenger RNA. RefSeq lists its product as uncharacterized. NCBI's taxonomy places the organism in Eukaryota, Metazoa, Arthropoda, Insecta, Diptera, Drosophilidae. The record is from RefSeq and is a predicted model, not a curated record.